Messenger RNA from Amaranthus tricolor (Joseph's coat), 973 nucleotides. Its product is annotated as 17.4 kDa class I heat shock protein-like. The coding region runs from base 226 to 729 and encodes 167 amino acids. Gene Ontology annotation, biological process: response to salt stress; protein folding; protein complex oligomerization. The transcript has a single exon. The record is from RefSeq and is a predicted model, not a curated record. Lineage: Eukaryota; Viridiplantae; Streptophyta; Magnoliopsida; Caryophyllales; Amaranthaceae.
CAUAGACUGACGCCUUUCCCCAUCCUCAUCAAUCAUUAUACAUUGUUCUCUAGCCCUCUUUAUCCAGUAACAAAACAAUCGUUCGUUCAAGAACCUACUAGAAUUUUCAUCUAUUCUCUAUAAAUAUUUCUUCCCAAUUUCCUCUUUCAUCACAAAGAAUCGACACAUUCCAACAAUCGAAAAGUUCCAUAAAACAAAUUUUCUUUAAUCAUUUCAAUUUCAAAAAUGUCGCUAAUUCCAAACUUUUUCGGCAACCAAAGGAGAAACACCAGCAUCUUCGAUCCAUUCGCAAUGGAGAUGUGGGACCCAUUCGAAGGCUUCCCAUUCCCAUUUAACACAAACCUCUCUCAAUCUCUCUCCUCGACCACUUCCUCGGCACGUGACACAGCCGCCUUCGUCAACGCCAGAAUGGACUGGAAGGAGACGCCGGAAGCACACGUGUUUAAGGCGGAUCUUCCAGGUGUAAGGAAAGAAGAGGUGAAAGUCGAGGUGGAAGAUGGGAAGGUUCUUCAGAUUAGUGGAGAAAGGAAGAUGGAACAAGAUGAGAGGAAUGACACGUGGCAUAGAGUUGAGAGGAGUUCUGGAAUGUUCUUGAGAAGGUUUAGGUUGCCAGAGAAUGCUAAGGUUGAGGAAGUUAAAGCUGCAAUGGAGAAUGGGGUAUUGACUGUAACUGUUCCUAAGGUUGAAGAAAGGAAGGCUGAGAUUCGAUCAAUUGACAUUUCUGGUUGAUUCAAUUAAUGGGCUAUGAUGUUUAAUUACCCUUAGUUGGUUUGCUUGGGACCCUUAUUUAUGCUAUUAAUAUUAAUUAAUAUGAAUUAUGUAAUUACUAAUUAGGUGUUAAUGAUGCAAAAUAUUGUAAUUUGGGUUUUUGAGUUAUUAAUGAAUUUUGGUUUGUUAUUAUAAAUUUAUAAUAAUUGUACAUUGUUUUUAGCUUUGCAAUUUAUUGUAGUAGACUUUUAAUAUUUUAUGUAAU